UUUAAGGUUUACGGUAAAGCAUGGCAGCCUCCAUGCCACUCGUGAGAUCAGCUAGCUAGAAUGUUCUAGCUCAUUCAUAUUUCUCUGCUUAUAUGGGGGAGUAAAGUUCGUUUGUGCUCCGAAAGACAUCCUGCGUUAUUUAUUUAACACCUUCCUAAAAGACGCCUGAAAAGCUGUGAACAUUAUGGCAGAUAACAGCCAGAACAGAAGAUAUCCCCAGAACCUCCAGGGGGUCCUGCAGCUGGCAGUGGAGGCUGGAUCAGCCGCAGAGGGACCUGCCCCCAUUGAACCCAUGUCAGAGGAGAGGAAAAUGUGGUUGAGAGAAGCUCUUGCUGAAAUCACCAAAGGCCAGAUGGAUGAAGUGGAGCAGAUGAAGCAGUGCUUGGCUAUCUUGCGUCAAGAGGGAAUAAGCCACAGGGAGCGGGAAGGAGAUGAGGAUAGGGAUGAAGAGGAUGAAGAUGAGCGCGAGUCAGCCUUUGAGAUUCUGUCAGAGUUGUGUGAGAACCUGGACAAUGCUAGAGAUCUAAUGAUUCUUGGUGGACUGGAACUGUGUGUCUCCCAGUACCUGUGUCAUACUCAGAGUGGACUGAGGUGGCGUGCUGCUGAGCUUAUCGCUUCCUGUGCACAGAACAUGCCACAGGUGCAGGUCCACUUGCUUAGCAUUGGUGCACUGCCAAAGCUGCUGCAGCUGACAGACUCGGACACCCACCCCACCGUGAGAGUCAAAGCCCUUUAUGCUGUGUCGUGCCUGGUUCGAGAGCAGGAGGCAGGACUUCAAGCUUUCUUGGCCCACGAUGGCUUCUCAGUGCUGAUGCGAGGCAUGCAGUCAGAGAACGAGAAGCUCAAGACCAAAUCGGCUUUCCUUCUGCUCAACCUGCUGACGUCUCAUCCCGAACAGAAAAAUACAGUUGUCUCCAUGGGUAUGGUACAGCAGCUGGUAUCUGUUCUCCGCACACCACACUCACCUUUCCAUGAACAUGUGCUUGGCGCCCUUUGCUGUCUGGUGGAAGACUGCCCACAGGGUCUCAAAGACUGCAGGAAUCCUGUCCUGGGUCUGGAGGAGUUUCUCAGCCAGCGAUCCAGAGAGCUCCAAGGAAAAGAAGAGAGUCAGGAAGAACUGGACUUCUGUGAGCGUUUGAGGGUGAUGUGUUUCUGCAGGCAGCAGUCCGAUGACAAUGGAAUGGAUCGCUGAAGUCUUAUUUACACAAAUUGUUUUGGUAUCAGUGUGCAAAGAUGGAACGGAACAUUCAUGAUCUGCUUCAUGGAUGUUAAGCAAUGUUUUUGUCUGUUACUACAGAUGCUGUCCCUAUUUUGCAUGUAUUCCAAGAGCUGGAUUUUACUGUGUAAAUAACUCUAUUGUAUUUAAGUACUUCUUCAGUGUUUUCAAUUCUUCAUGUUUUAAAUAUAAAGCCAAAUAACAAUCAAUCACAUAUAUGUUAUAUAUUUCUUCUUUUAAUAUUUUUCUUUUCAUUCUUUAGUCACAUGUUUCACUAUUAAUGGUUGUGGUGUUAGGUCUCUGAAUUAAAGUAUUUUCAUUUUAGUUGCUUGUCUUAAAACAUGACUCAAAAUUAUAGACAUCAUUGUAUAUUUUUUGCACUAUAUUUUUUAUUGUUAACACAACAAAUGGGCAUUGAUAACUAUUUACAUACAUAUAGUGGCUAAGUCACAUGUGGAAAACAGUUGACACCAUAAGCACCACCCAUGCAUAAACAUGGUUGUCACUGAUGUCACUGACUUUGACACAAAUUACAGAAUACAGCUAUUAUUCUAAAC
Molecule: messenger RNA, 1773 nt
Organism: Scatophagus argus
Lineage: Eukaryota; Metazoa; Chordata; Actinopteri; Scatophagidae
Gene: hspbp1
Product: HSPA (heat shock 70kDa) binding protein, cytoplasmic cochaperone 1
Exons: 8
Coding region: 185-1192 (335 amino acids)
Source: RefSeq, a predicted model, not a curated record